GAAAACGCACAAUCAAUAAACACAGUUAGUUUAAGCUCACCAAUUUCAUCAUGCGCUCUGUUACUUUGGUCGUAUUUUGUGUUUUUUGUUCCAUUUCGUUAGUCUCUAGUAAAUAUCCUAUAAAAUACAAGAUAUUGAGAACAGGAGAGGACGGUGAUGAAGCUAUUGAUGAUGAUGCCAGCGGUGAUGUAGAUAUCGGCGUUGAUGAUGAUGCUGAUAUUGUCACGUUAAGUGGAGAUAAUGACCGAGAUGAUGGGGUAGACGACGAUGACGAUGGAAUUAAUGAUAGUGGUGAAGCCAAAAAGUUAAGUAAAGGCAAUGACGUCGCAGACGCAGAUGAUGAAAUCGACUUAGGUGGCGAUAAAGGUGUCGCUGAUGAUGAUGAAAAUGACGGCGUCGAUGACGGUGAAGGUGGUGUUGCUGACGGUGAUGUAAGUGGUGUUGCUGAUGGUGAGAAAAGCGACGGGUCAGAUGGUUUACACGGACAUAAUAAUAAAGUUAGCGGCUUACUUCCUGAAGACGAACCUACUGCGAUCCAUGAUAGUGUCGAGGACGAGGUUAACCAGGGAGUUGAAGACGAUGAGCUUUUAACUAAAAAAAAACACAAACACGGCCCUAAGUUGGACCUUAGCAGUGAAGACAUGGCAUUACAGAAACAGUACGAAAAGGAGCUAGAAGCUGGUGAUUGGGGAGAGUUUAUGGGCAAUAGCCAUUAUGACGACGCGAAGUAUUAUAAAGACUUGAGCCGCCGGUUUGUUCCUAUCUACCCUUAUUGGAAGAGGAAGGUCAAACAUAGCAAACAUAAACAUAGGAAGCCUAGGAAACCGAGUCCCGAGCAAAUCAUACAAUAUCUUAUGUCCUCCAAAAGAAUUCUAAGAAACAGCGAUGCCAAUGAAGACAGAGAUAUAGUACCAAUAGAGGCGCCUCGGGAUGUAGUUGUGGCUGUAAUGAAAAACGCUACACAGAAGUAUGCGUCCAACCCCAGCGAGUCUACGGAGGAAGUCAUCAGAUCGCGUAUGUUGAGGAGCGGUGACUAUUGGGACAGCGUAUAUACAGAAGAUGGAAACUAUGUGAAAAAACCUGUUCUAAGAACAAGUAAUAAGAAACAUAAAAAACAAAAACUGGACAUGGAGCCAUUCACAUCAGAGCUUGUCCCUGGCACCAAAUUGUAUGAUCUGCUUUCUAGAAUAGUAAAGAAAUCACCUAAACUUUUGUACUUUAUCAACAAGUAAUACAAAUAAAUAAGAACCGUACAAUA
Messenger RNA from Leguminivora glycinivorella, 1258 nucleotides. RefSeq lists its product as uncharacterized. The transcript is spliced from 7 exons. Bases 51 to 1232 code for a protein of 393 amino acids. NCBI's taxonomy places the organism in Eukaryota, Metazoa, Arthropoda, Insecta, Lepidoptera, Tortricidae. The record is from RefSeq and is a predicted model, not a curated record.